Babesia bovis T2Bo is the source of this 906-nucleotide messenger RNA. Its product is annotated as Ubiquitin-conjugating enzyme family protein. Bases 293 to 886 code for a protein of 197 amino acids. Gene Ontology annotation, molecular function: protein binding. The record is from RefSeq and is a predicted model, not a curated record. The transcript has 3 exons. Lineage: Eukaryota; Apicomplexa; Aconoidasida; Piroplasmida; Babesiidae.
UACAGUUAGAAGUCGUUAUGGAAUAUUAACAUUGUUUAUAUAUAGUUUCCCCGGAUAUUUGCUCCAUAUAAAUGUCGUGUUACUUUCUGUAAUAUGCAAUUGAUAUUCAUGAGCAAUUAAUAGUAGAUCCACCGCUAUAUAUAGCUGUUAUAAAAGGUGUUUAGUCAUUUUACUAGCCGUUGUGACACUUUGGAAUCUUCUAUCGCAACGGUGUAAUAUUCACAACUAGUAUGGUAUUACUUUUUUGUUUAAAUAUCUAUUAGAUCCAUUGUUUUAUAAUCGACAAAGCAAUAUGUAUCGACAAAAUUUGAGGUUGGAGCGGGAGUUAAACGAUAUACAAAAGGAACUUGAUGGACCUGUGGAUGCCCACACUGUUGAGAACAACAUUUUUAAGUGGAAAGGCUAUAUUAAAGGUCCUAUACAGACACCUUAUGAAGGUGGUCUAUUCAUUCUCAAUAUUGAUAUACCUGAUGACUAUCCAUAUAACCCCCCUAAAAUCCGUUUCGAGACCAAAAUUUGGCAUCCUAAUAUAAGCAGCGAAACUGGAGCGAUCUGUUUAGAUAUCUUAAAAAAUGAAUGGAGUCCAGCGUUGACCCUUCGUACAGCACUACUUUCAAUUCAAGCUUUAAUGUCUACACCGGAACCAGAUGACCCUCAAGAUGCGGAGGUAGCUACUAUGUAUCAAAGGAAUUAUGAUGAAUUCGAACGGACGGCGAAGCUGUGGACGGCAACAUUUGCACAAAAUCGAGGAGAAACAAGAGAAGGGAAACUGAAUACCCUACUAGAAAUAGGAAUAGAUAAGGGAAAAGCGAUUCAGGCAUUAGAAAGCUGCGGAUGGGAUACUACCGUUGCAAUAAACCGAAUUAUCGAUGGCGAUGGUGUCUAAUCAUACAAUAGAAUAAUCUA